AGACUUCAAAUAUUUGGGAUCAAAUUUUUAGGGUUUAAGCUUUUUCUUCUCCAACCCUCUGUUCCUUUUUGAUUCGCGUUUCUGUUUCCAUAACUCAAUCGAUAGAAGAUGAGGAAGCUGAAGUUUCAUGAAAAGAAGCUACUGAAGAAGGUCAAUUUCUUGGAAUGGAAGAGAGAAGGAGGUCACAGAGAAGCUCAGGUUAUGCAUCGGUAUCAUGUUACUGGCCGUGAUGAUUACAAGAAGUACUCGAGUUUGUGUAGAAUGGCACAGAAACUAGUGAACAUAUUGAAGCAGAUGGAUCCUAGAGACCCUUAUCGAAUCGAGAUGACGGAUGCCCUCCUUGAAAAGCUGUACAACAUGGGUGUGAUACCAUCUCAAAAAAGCUUAGCGUUGUGUGAUCGCUUAUCCGUUUCUUCAUUUUGUCGACGUAGGCUUGCAACUUUAUUGGUGCGAUUGAAAUUUGCCGAACACUUGAAGGAAGCUGUGACAUAUAUAGAACAAGGGCAUAUCCGAGUGGGCCCAGAUACUGUUACCGAUCCCGCAUUUCUAGUAACAAGAAACAUGGAAGAUUUCGUCACUUGGGUAGAUACAUCCAAGAUUAAGAGAAAAGUCAUGGUGUAUAACGAUAAGUUGGAUGAUUAUGAUGCAAUGGUCUGAGAAAAGAUCCUCAAAAAAGUUUUCAUUUGCCGUUGGCGGAACACCACGAAGGUUAUGCUUCUUGUCCCUAUGUCGAGAUCCAUAUUCAUGGCUUUUAUGACAUUUGGCGUUAAACAUGAUCGCUCGAAGGUCCAUAUGGGGUUGCUUGUAUUUGAUUUUGUCAUCCUUUAUUGUCUUCUUGAUUGUUAGAUAGUUUAAUGCUACUUAAAAAUUUGAUUCGUGAUCUCGUGUUUUAUAUUUAAUCGAUGAAUGGGAUCCCUGAGGUAUAAA
This is a messenger RNA of Cynara cardunculus var. scolymus (artichoke), 927 nucleotides long. RefSeq names its product U3 small nucleolar ribonucleoprotein protein IMP3. Gene Ontology annotation, molecular function: rRNA binding; structural constituent of ribosome; snoRNA binding. The coding region runs from base 109 to 657 and encodes 182 amino acids. Gene Ontology annotation, biological process: rRNA processing. Gene Ontology annotation, cellular component: small-subunit processome; Mpp10 complex; small ribosomal subunit. The transcript is spliced from 4 exons. The record is from RefSeq and is a predicted model, not a curated record. Lineage: Eukaryota; Viridiplantae; Streptophyta; Magnoliopsida; Asterales; Asteraceae.